Molecule: messenger RNA, 5351 nt
Organism: Oncorhynchus nerka (sockeye salmon)
Lineage: Eukaryota; Metazoa; Chordata; Actinopteri; Salmoniformes; Salmonidae
Product: SPRY domain-containing SOCS box protein 4-like
Exons: 2
Coding region: 267-1103 (278 amino acids)
Biological process (GO): proteasome-mediated ubiquitin-dependent protein catabolic process; intracellular signal transduction
Cellular component (GO): SCF ubiquitin ligase complex
Molecular function (GO): protein binding
Source: RefSeq, a predicted model, not a curated record
GUGGACUGCGUCUCUCCUGUAGGAGCGAGGUUCCUCUGACAGUGGACUGCGUCUCUCCUGUAGGAGCGAGGUUCCUCUGACAGUGGACUGCGUCUCUCCUGUAGGAGCGAGGUUCCUCUGACAGUGGACUGAGUGUCUCUGUGAGAGCGGCUCUCAGCCAGGGACGACUGCCCUUCUGGCCACAGCGCCCAUGAGGUAGCGGCGAGAAGUCCCAUACCACCCUCUCUCCGCCCUCCUCCCCCAUCUCCUUCUAUCCCUCUCCAGCGAUGGGUCAGAAGAUCUCGGGCAGCAUCAAGUCGGUUGACGCACGGGGCGAUCCCUCCUAUCGGCCUGUCCGCCGUGAGCUGCGGGGUCCAGACUUCUGCCGGCCUCCUCGUCUUGAUCUACUUUUGGACAUGCCCCCUGCAACCUCUGACCUGCAGCUCCACCAUGCCUGGAACCCAGAGGACCGCUCGCUCAACGUCUUUGUCAAGGAGGACGACAAGCUGACCUUCCACCGCCACCCGGUGGCCCAGAGCACCGACUGCAUCCGCGGCCAGGUGGGCUACACACGGGGGCUCCAUGUCUGGCGGAUCCACUGGCCGGCGAGACAACGAGGAACACACGCUGUCGUAGGGGUGGGCACGGCUGACGCUCUUCUACACUCUGUGGGUUACACAGCCCUGGUGGGUUCGGACUGUGAGUCGUGGGGCUGGGACUUGGGCCGGAACAGACUCUACCACGACAGUAAGAACCGGCCGGCCUCCACCUCGGCACCAACAUACCCGUGUUUCCUGGAGGCAGACGAGUCGUUUGUUCUGCCGGAUGCCCUGCUGGUGGUGCUGGACAUGGACGAGGGCACGCUUAGCUUCAUUGUGGACGGCCAGUACCUGGGCGUGGCCUUCAGAGGGUUAAAGGGCAGGAGGCUGUACCCUAUGGUCAGUGCCGUGUGGGGACACUGUGAGGUCUCCAUCCGCUACGUCAAUGGACUCGAUCCGGAGCCCCUCCCCCUGAUGGACCUGUGCAGGCGAGUGGCCAGGCUGGCUCUGGGGCGGGACCGAGUCAACCAGAUAGACACCCUCCCUCUGCCAGAGACCAUCAAGAACUACCUCCAGUACCAGUGAACCUACACACACCAGGACAACGAACUACUGCUUGACGACGGUUACAUUUCACUACAGUCAACCCCAAACAACUGAACCCUGAAACACUGGACAUCUACUGAGGAUGAUGGUCGGGAGGAAGCCUAUAAAGGAGUUACGAGUUUCCUUUUAGGAUGUGUCCAUUUUGAACUCUAUUGUUUCAGUUUGCUCACUGCUGACCCCCCCAGAUGGACAGAUGAGUGAUUGAUGUACAGACGGAGGUAGAUGGGCGUGAGACUGGACUCCAGCAGAAGUGUUGGGCUAUGAUGCUGGCUUCUCAUUGGGUCUAUGGGUUUAUAGCGUGUAAGCUUCUAGAAUAUAUUCCUGGAGGAACAGGGUGUUUUGGGGAUGAUGCACACAUAGUUACUGUACAUCUAUACAGACUCUCUGGAAGCCUCUCUGAACAUGUAGAUAUUUCGACUCUAUAGCAGGCUCUACUGAGGCUCACCAGCCCCUAGCCACAGGGACGCGAACAUCGUUCAACGCAUGCAUAUGCAAACACUCGCUCAUGCUCAGAGGGGCUGUUUUCACUGUGUGAGGUUUUAAUGUAUGUGUGGGUUGGUGCGUGUCGGUCUUGCUCCGCAACAGGCACCCUAAGACAUCAGUCUGAACCACUGAGUUUGGCAACACUGCAGCCUUGAUAUCUCUAGUCCCCUGCUGCACUGCACCUUCCUCACCUCAACAGGCAGUCUCCCUUUAUUUAUCAGUGGGUUUCAUUGGAUCCAUGCCUCUGUCUGGGUGAGUGACUGGGGGUGCAUCCACAGUGGCACCCUAUUCCCUACAUAGUGCACUACACUUGAUCAGAUGGCGUGCACUAUGUAGGGAAUAUGGUGGCAUUGUGGACAUACCUGGAAUGUUGUCAGUCAGUGUGAUGUGUUAAAGCUGAGGUUGGUCUGAGGGCCAAUCUGUUACUGUUUAUGUGCCAGCUCAGAGAAAGUACAUCUAUCACAGGAGACAAAGACCUGCUGCUUUUUUCCCUCUUUCUGUUCUUAUCCUGAUGGUGACUAUUCCUUUAAGUAUAUGUUCUGUUUUUAUGACUGGGGAUUUAGUUUGUUUCUGAUUUUUGUUUUCUAUGGUUUUGAGAUCUAUUUGCUGGACAGGAAGUGACCCGGGUGAGACAGGAAGUCUCGCUGAGAGAGACUGAUCGAGGAAUGUGCUGCCAUGAGAAUCUUUUAAAUGUGAAUAAAACACAAACAAACUGAACCAAACAGGCUGGUGUUUUCUGUCCAGUUGGACCUACUGUCACCUCAGUAUGCUGUCCAGUUGGACCUACUGGCACCUCAGUAUGCUGUCCAGUUGGACCUACUGUCACCUCAGUAUGCUGUCCAGUUGGACCUACUGGCACCUCAGUAUGCUGUCCAGUUGGACCUACUGGCACCUCAGUAUGCUGUCCAGUUGGACCUACUGUCACCUCAGUAUGCUGUCCAAUUGGACCUACUGUCACCUCAGUAUGCUGUCCAGCUGUCCCCCCCUCCUUUCCCCUGUAACUAUUCACCAGGUCAUUGCUGUAAAUGAGAAUGUGUUCUUGUCGACUUACAUUUUUUUCAGAACCCUUAUUUUACCAGGUAUCUCUGGCGAAGGCUUUAGUGCUGAAAUGCAGGUUAAGAAGCAAGGAUUUGAAGGAUGAAGCGCUUCAGGGCAUGAUUCUGGACACAGCAUCACAGAGGCUAAGACAAGGCAUUGGAAAUCAAAUAUCAGUUAAAUGAGAUCAUCCCUGCCCUUGGAAUUUAGUAAUUAAUUUACUCCCUUGCGGAAAGGUAGGAUCAAAUCAGGAUAAAAGCUGGUGCUCAGAAGUUUGAUCUGUCUAAAAGGGGCUUAUCCUUGAUACACCCCCUGUGUCUUGACAGUUUGUUGUGACAGCUUGAUUUGAGCUGUGCUACUAUGCUGAUUUACAAUUGAGCUCUAUAUCCUGUUGACUGGGGUAUAAUCUUACAACAGUGGCUAUUGGCUCCCUCCUUUCCCUUCUCUUCCCUCUCCCCCUACUCAACUAAUUUCUCCCCACUUCUCACCCUCUCCAACCAGCUUCCAUCAUCGUCCAUAUUAUUACUGUCUGCACUCUUCUGUCCUUUACCUCUUAUUCCUGUACUUUCCAUCAUCACGAAAGGUGUAAUCUCUCCCCUCACCUGUCUAUUCUACUGCCUUCACUCUCCAUGAUGCCAUCAACAUUCCUCCUUUCACUCUUCUCUGCUCCCUCGUCUUUACCUCAUUCCUUUCCCUCCCUCUCAUCCUGUAUUGAGUGACAUGGAGGGCGGUGGUGGGAGGAGAAUUGUAGCAGUUGAAGUGCUGUUGUCUCCCACAGAGGCUGCAUGGAGGGAAGAUGAAGAAAUGUAUCAUUCCUAAAAGAAAAUCCCCUCUUUAGGUUUUGCUCUUAUCUCCUUCAGAGCGUUAAGUAAAAUGUAUUGUUUGGUUCUGUGGUCGGUUUCUCUCACUCAGAUUAAAUGAAUGAGUGCUUGACUUCUCAAAGCUACUUUUCUCUUUAACCUAUUUGAAUUAUCUUUAAAAAGGGUACAUAGUCAGUCUUCUAGACGAGGCGCACACACUAAACAGAAAAUAGCCCUUUACUCACUUUCGGUAACUGUCAAUCAAAACCGUUUUAAGAAUGAGUCAUUGCAACCAGUGAAGGGGGCUGUGCAUGUGGUCAGUGCAGGCAUGGAACGGAACUGGCAGAACCACUAGCGUCCAAAUAAAGGUCAGCAUCCCUCAGCGCAUGGCCGUCAUGUCUCUUCUGUGUUGUGGUCACAUUCUAACAGACACACACUGACCUGUGAGUGGAGCUGGGGGCUAUUGUCAACUCAAGGAAACAACCGCAGCGACGUGGGAAAAUCAAAGUCCAAUGGCUUCCUGAGGUACUUUGUGAGGGUAUAGACUAGGGAAGGAAGACCAUGAGACGAAGGAGCAUUUUCCUUUUCAACAACUGCUACCACAUUGAAAAGAACAUUACAGGACAUUGUUGCUGUGACGUCAAUGAACUGUAUGAAGAAUGGAAAGGACAUUUCCGUGAAAAGAGCACCUCACUAUGGUUUGACGUCCAUGUUGUGGUAGAUGGUAUUGUGUGAUGUUAAUUCUACUGAAAGGACAGGGCAUGUCUGGAGCUGUAGGAUGGUUGUUUUCCUGUCCAGUGUCUGGUUGACGUGAAUAUCCUCCAUCUGACCCCUGCUGAACACUUGAACUGGACUGACCGCCAGCACCGACUCAUCCACACACACAUCUGUGUCUAGCAGACUCUUAUGUCUAAACACUUGGCCCCCAAUCCCCCCCGUCCUCAAAACACAUGUAAAUAUUGGACUAUAAAUUAUGCCUUCCUGUAUUAUGCUAAAAUGUUUUCUAUUCUGGGCUAUUUACUUAGUUUGUAUUCUUAUCUUUUAUUUCUCAUUGUUGCAUUAUCGAAGGAACAUGCAAGUAAGCAUUUAGUUGGAUGGUGUAUCCCGUACAUAAGACUAAUGCAACUUGGUAGAGCUGCUGGUAGCUGUAGUCAAUACUGCCAUCUGCUGGUUAUAAAAAAGUUUACCGGCAGAGGAAACGCAGUUCACUAAAGUGGGACAGACAUUUGAUAAAGGAAUCGUAUGGUAAUGUUCUGGUCACAACUAAAUCACACAAAUGCCAAAACGCUCCAACCACUUAUUUUUUAAUAGAUUUGUUUAACAAACUAGGGGUGAAGAGAAUGCAUAGUCAGCCACACAUCUAGGAGGCUCGUCAGAAACAUGAAAAAAUACAAAUUAGAGGAAAUAAAUGGAAAAGGAGCACACUGUUAGUAAUUAAUAGACUGGGUACAUACUUCUAAAGGACACACCCACCCCUACAGGGUCUCUCUCACACCUACAAAACAGAAGGGCAUGAUGAUAAUCAUAUGGAACGGAAAUAAUUCAGAAAAUCAAGGACAAAGUGAGAACAGACCCAUGUGAAGGAACUGUGUACCAAAUGUCUCUAGAUAUAAACACACAGCAAUACACCCAGAGUAGAAGUAUGUACGUGUAGAGCAGGGAUCAAUAAAAAUAUAUUAUACAGAGACUGUCCCAAUACGUUGGGCGUUGUCUUGUUUUGGCUCUGUAUUCCAGCACUUUGGAUUUGAAAUGAUGCAGUUACUGAGGUUAAAGUGCAGGCUGUCAGCUUUAAUUUGAGAGUAUUUUCAUGCAUAUCGGAUGAACAGUUAAAUUCUAAACACCACUUUUUGUACAUGGUCCCAUAAAAAAGGGGAACAAAGUAUUGGGACAAAUUCAUGUGUAUCCUAAA